AUAGUUAAGUAACGCAUAAGUAUGUGUGCAUAUGUAGCAAAUGAAACGUUAUUUCCAGCUUGAAAUGUUUUUUUCGUUUAAACACGUGCUUUUGCCGAAGUUAAACGAGGUGUCACGACUGCAAAACAAGCCUACCUAGACUGACCUUCAAACCGUUUGUGGGUUGUUGUUUGUCCUAAUGCUUCAUUUAUGUGCUUUUAAUGAAAGAAAAUUCAGAAUGCCAUUUAAGAUCGUCCAAACUAUAGAGGGGGGUCGCUUUUAUUUUUCAAUAGUUCCAAGCAAGUGGGAAAAGGACGGACUUUUACGGUGGCCUCCCAAAAGCCUUUUGGUCAAACUUGCCCAUGUUGAAAAUUCGUCGCCAGAAGAAAAAUGGGAAACGGUGAACUGCGUAAUGAAAAGGGAACUUCUCACGAAAGAAGAGGCAGAGCGGGAACUAACACGAAUAGAAAGAAGGUGUGACUUAGAUCACGACGAAGAAGCAAAUCCAAUCAAAAGCGUCGCAAGGGAUCCAAAAGCAGGUCAUUUUAGGCGUGAAAUUCCCGAGGAAACGCUUACCGAUAGUAGAGUUUUUAUACCAAAAUUAAGGUUUUUGGAAGAUCACGAAAAAAGGAUACUUCACACAGAAAUGGAUAUAAAAACAGAAACUGAAGACAAUUUGUGUCUACAGCCGACAACUACUGGAGAAAGCUCGUGUUCGUGCAAUAUCAACGUUCUUAGAAAGAAAGUCGAUUACCUUAUAGACAAUCAAAGUAGAAUGAUUUCGCAAAUUACAAAUAUGCAAAAAAGCCUAGCAAUCGUAGCUAAUAUCAUAUCACGAGGAAAUAAAAUCACUCCUACGAGAGAACCUGCGGAACCUGUGCGCAUACAAAUAGAACAAAUUAACUCCGUAGGAAAAUUAGACGAGCUGGAAGCACAGUUAGAAGAGAACGAUUUCAUGGAGAUGUUUAUAAAAAGCCACACAAAUAUUUGCGGGACUGACGGAAAACAAAAUGGCCUCGACUGCUGCUAUCAACUAAUAGAUUAUUUUAUAAGUAGAAUGUUAUUCAUGGAAAUCUCUUGGACCGGAAAUGCAAAAGGGGAGGGCACCUCAAAAGUACCAUUCAAAUUCUAUCGAAAUUUUAGAAAAAGCUUUUUUUGUAUUAUCAAACAUGCCGACAAAGAUUUUACAGAAACCCUAUGUGACACGUUUUUUAAAAGAAUUAUAAAAAAUAGUAAACAGAGAUUAUUGGCGCAAAAUCAAAUGACAGCAAAACACAAGUGUCGUCCGAAGAAUUUGAAAUAUAAAAAAACCCGGCUUCAAGAGGAACCGGAAGAACAAGCGAUGGACUUUGACGCUGACGAAGGAGAAGAAAGUUUGCCUUAACAGGAGUGACGUGUUUUCAGUAGUGGCUUAAGUCUGUUCGAAGUUUCGGAAUUUAUGGUCAUUUUGUUAAUUGUCUAUUUACAUGUCUGUGUUGUUUAUUAAUGUGGAGGACGUUGAUUUAACUCCACCGACGUCCGAUUAUGGCCACGAAUUUCUAGUGGAAAACGAAAAGAAUGUUAAGUUAAUUUACUUGUUUUGUGAACGUGGCAUUAUUUGUUUUUUUUUUACAUUAAAGUCUGUGAUUGGAAAACUUUCAUUAACCCAGAUCUUGAUACGAAAACCAUUAUCUUUUUGCGAUGCAGGUUUAAAUUUUGAAUAUUCUUGGCGCUUACGUAAAAUUCUGUUUAGAAUUGACAGAGGGGUCAUCAACAGUCUGCAGUUCUACUAGAUAUAUAGGGGAAAUUUUAUCUUACCAACUCAAAGUAACAGGUAGUGGAGUUUUAAUAAAAAAAUCUACUUUAUUUGUGUAGAUUAGUCCAUUUUAAGUUGGCAACGUGUAAAAUCCAAUACUAAUGGAUAUUAUGAAUUUACAAACACAUCGAUUUUCGGUAUACAUACAUAGAGAGGAAUCAUGGACAUUUGGAAGUUUGUUUUUGAG
This is a messenger RNA of Zophobas morio, 1961 nucleotides long. RefSeq lists its product as uncharacterized. Bases 179 to 1363 code for a protein of 394 amino acids. The transcript has 5 exons. The record is from RefSeq and is a predicted model, not a curated record. Lineage: Eukaryota; Metazoa; Arthropoda; Insecta; Coleoptera; Tenebrionidae.